Messenger RNA from Trametes versicolor FP-101664 SS1, 1924 nucleotides. Its product is annotated as NAD-aldehyde dehydrogenase. The coding region runs from base 237 to 1850 and encodes 537 amino acids. The transcript has 11 exons. Gene Ontology annotation, molecular function: aldehyde dehydrogenase (NAD+) activity. The record is from RefSeq and is a predicted model, not a curated record. Lineage: Eukaryota; Fungi; Basidiomycota; Agaricomycetes; Polyporales; Polyporaceae.
ACCGUCCACGGUCGUCUCUUUGCGUCAAUAUUCGUCGUAGACACAACCCAACAGGACGAACGUUCACAUCCACAUGGACUUUCCACGCAGCACCAUCUGGUAGCGCGUGGACGGACUUGGCGAGACACCCCGCUCGUCGGGUAAAGCGCUCGGGACGGAUCAUGCCACCGCCCGCGCGUAGACAGACGUCGGGGUGCAGCAUGCGCUCACCACUGACCAGGUCUCUCCAGACCACCAUGAUCUCAAGGCGCGCUCUUACAACUCUGCGGCGGGCCCCUCUGUCGCGCGCGUUGUCGUCGCGUGCCUCUGCGGUGCUGUCUGCGCUGGACCUCCAUUCUGGAAGAGAGCUCUCCGGCGUGUAUGACGGCGAAUGGCAUGGCUCAGGCGAAGUCCUGCAGAGCGUAUGCCCAGCAACGGGGGAAGUUUUGGCAAGGGUUCAGUCGGCCACUCCCGCCGAAUUGCAAAGAGCUCUUGAACGCUCUCGGGAGGCUUACCAAGUCUUCCGCAAUGUCCCUGCACCGAAGCGCGGUGAGAUAUUGAGGCAGAUUCGGGAAGCGCUUGCAGCCAAGCGAGAUGCACUGGGUGCACUGAUUACUCUAGAGAUGGGGAAAAUCCGUACUGAGGGUGUCGGUGAAGUGCAAGAGUUCGUAGACAUCGCGGACUACGCUGUGGGACUAUCGAGGAUGAUGAAUGGACGCGUCAUAGCGUCAGAGCGUCCGGGACACUCAAUCCUUGAAGUUCCCAACCCUCUCGGUGUAGUCGCGGUUUUGUCCGCGUUCAACUUCCCCGUGGCCGUAUAUGGCUGGAAUCUCGCGCUCUCGCUCGCGGCCGGUAACGCCACGCUCUGGAAGCCUUCGCCAAGCACCUCGCUCUGCGCCAUUGCAGUCACGAAGAUCGUGGCCGGUGUCCUAGAGCGCAACGGCGUGCCCGGCGCAGUCGCGGGCCUGGUGACAGGUGGCAAGGACGUCGGUGUCGGCAUCGUGGGGAGCAAGCACGUCGAUAUGGUGUCAUUCACCGGCAGCGAGGCUGUCGGCCGCCAGGUCGGCUCCACUGUCCAAUCGCGCUUUGGCAAGGUCCUGCUCGAACUUGGAGGAAACAAUGCUGCGGUCGUUAUGCCCGACGCGGACCUGGAUAUGGCCGUCCCGUCCGUGUUCUUCGGCGCAGUGGGCACCGCAGGCCAGCGCUGCACGUCCACGCGGCGGCUUUAUCUGCACAGCUCAAUCGUGCAAGCCUUCCUCUCGCGGCUCGAGUCGCUCUACCAGUCCGUGCGCCCGGGCGACCCGCUCGACCCUGCGACGCUCCUCGGGCCACUGCACACGCGCGCCGCGGUAGAUAUCUACCACAACGCGGUUGAGCGCUUGCAGAAGACGGGCGCGGAGAUCCUCACAGGCGGCGCAGCGUACAGUGAGCUGCCCGCGCCGCUGAACGGGGGCAACUUCGUGAUGCCAACCAUCGCGAUCCCCCAGGCGGUGGACGUGAAGGACCCGGUGUGGAGCACGGAGACGUUUGCGCCGGUGCUGUGUGUAGGCGUGUUUGACGAGAUUGAGCAGGCGAUUGAAUGGAACAACGGCGUGCCGCAGGGCCUGAGCAGCAGCUUGUGGACGCGCGAUAUCCGGAACGUCGGGAAGUGGAUCGGUCCUGCGGGUUCUGACGCAGGCAUUGUCAACGUCAACGUAGGCACGAGUGGCGCCGAGAUCGGUGCUGCGUUCGGCGGAAACAAGAGCACAGGCUGGGGUCGCGAGUCGGGUGGCGACGCGUGGAAGCAGUACGUCCGCUGGAGCGCGUGCACACUCAACUUCUCGGAUGCCGCGCCCCUUGCGCAGGGCGUGCAGUUCUCCAACCCGGCUUGAGUCGGCAUGCUGCUCUGCCCUCUCGGACAAUUGUAGCAUUAGCAUACAGGAAGUUGGAUCUCACUGGACUCUCC